CCCAUUUAUUACCAUCAUCAUCUCUCUGACUCUUCUACUUCUUCCUUUUGUCCUAAAAAAAUUUGUCUCUUUUUUGUUCGAUUCAGGUUAAGUUCUCGAUCAUCAAUCGUUUCUUUCUCCAGCAAUAAUUAGACUUCAUCUCUAAAUGGGCAACUGCUUCUCCGAAGAUGUCUCCUCGGGACCUGGUGCUACAGCCAGCGUUAGUGGAACUGCUUCUUCCUCCUCCGCUCUCGCCACUACUAACGACGCCGUUGAUUACUAUCUCAAGUCUCGUGGUUACAACGGUCUCUUCUCUCAGAUCGAGCUAUCUUUUUCUGCUACUAAUUUGCGAGACCGUGACGUGCUCUCCAAGAGUGAUCCUAUGGUGGUUGUCUAUAAGAAGGAAAAAGACGAGACACUCUCCGAAGUGUUCCGCACUGAAGUUGUUUUAAACUCUUUAGCUCCUAAAUGGAUUAAGAAGUUUACACUCGCUUACCAUUUCGAGACUGUGCAGACGUUGUUGUUUCGUCUGUAUGAUGUUGACACUCAGUAUCAAAACUCAAGAGAGGAGAUGCUUAAGCUUGAUGAUCAGCAGUUUCUCGGUGAGGCAACAUGUGCAUUGUCUGAGAUAGUCACAAAAUCAACUAGGACGAUUACAUUAGAGCUAAAGCGUAAAGAAGGCUUUGCCGCGCGGUCUCAGCCUCACCAUGGAAAGCUUAUCAUCCAUGCUGAGGAGUGCCUUGCUUCUAAGAUUACGACAGAGAUAGUAUUCAGGUGUUCGAGUUUGGAAUCUAAAGAUCUUUUCUCAAAAAGUGAUCCGUUUUUGGUGGUAUCAAAGAUUGUGGAGCACGGAACUCCAAUCCCAGUGUCAAAAACUGAAGUCAUGAAGAACAAUCUUAACCCUAUUUGGAAACCACUCUUCCUAAGUGUUCAACAAGUCGGUAGUAAGGACAGUCCACUGAUAAUAGAGUGCUCAGACUUCAAUUCCAAUGGCAAACACAGUCUGAUCGGAAAAGUUCAAAAAUCGCUUGCAGACUUGGAGAAACUCCAUUUGGCUGGCCAAGGAAUCAAUUUAUCUCUGCGUACAGCUGCUGGACAAAACAAGGUAUUAAAGAGCCAGCUUUAUGUGGAGAAGUUCACAGAGACUGUCCAGCACACAUUCCUUGAAUACUUGGCAUCAGGGUUUGAACUAAGCUUCAUGGUAGCAAUCGAUUUCACAGCUUCAAAUGGCAACCCUCGCCUUCCUGAUUCUCUGCACUACGUUGAUCCUUCAGGACAAUUAAAUGCUUACCAGAGAGCUAUAGUGGAACUGGGAGAAGUGUUGCAGUUUUAUGACUCGGAUAAACGCUUCCCUGCCUGGGGAUUUGGAGCUCGUCCAAUAGAUAGUCCAGUUUCACAUUGCUUUAACCUCAACGGAAGCAGCUCAUACUGUGAGGUGGAUGGGAUUCAAGGAAUCUUGACUUCAUACACAAGUGCCCUCUUCAACGUCUCUCUAGCAGGACCUACUCUUUUUGGUCCGGUCAUAAAAUCCGCUGCGAUGAUAGCUAGCCAGUCUCUAGCUCAAGGCUCCCGGAGAUACUACGUCUUACUAGUCAUCACAGAUGGUGUUAUAACAGAUCUUCAAGAAACAAAAGACGCGUUAGUCAGUGCAUCGGAUUUGCCGCUAUCAAUCCUCAUUGUAGGAGUUGGAGGAGCUGAUUUUAAAGAGAUGGAGAUACUAGAUGCUGAUAGAGGAGACAGGUUGGAGAGCUCGACAGGGAGAUUAGCUUCACGAGAUAUCGUUCAGUUUGUGGCAUUACGAGAUGUGCAACAUGGAGAGAUCUCUGUAGUACAAGCGCUUCUUGCAGAACUGCCUUCACAGUUUCUGACGUAUAUGAGAAUCCGUAACAUGAAGCCAGGUCCUCCGUGAAUGAUGUAAAUGUUUUGCCAAAGAAGUGUACAUAGUCAUAUAUACUUACAUUGGCUUUUUUCUAUUUCAUGUUUAUGUGUUUCUUUUUCUUUUCGGAAUCUUGGAUGUAAAAAGUUUCGGAUGAAGCAACUGGGAAUACAUCUCAUGUGUGCAUCUUUCUUUGUAGUAACUAGUAAGCUUUUUCUGGUGUCUAGUUUGAUUAUUUUGAAUUAUAUC
Molecule: messenger RNA, 2104 nt
Organism: Brassica oleracea var. oleracea
Lineage: Eukaryota; Viridiplantae; Streptophyta; Magnoliopsida; Brassicales; Brassicaceae
Product: protein BONZAI 1-like
Exons: 16
Coding region: 146-1888 (580 amino acids)
Biological process (GO): cellular response to calcium ion
Cellular component (GO): plasma membrane
Molecular function (GO): calcium-dependent phospholipid binding
Source: RefSeq, a predicted model, not a curated record